AUGGAUGAAUCGCCGGUCGACAUCCAUGCCCUUGAAUUGCCAGGGCUGUCACUCCUGUCGACCGCAAUCCCUAUCAUCAUCAAACGGCGCAUGCCGGGAUUAUUACUCUCAUCUGUCCAACGGCUUGUGGAUGCGAAUGAUCAGAACAACGAACAAGCAACAAACAAACCAGAAAGUCUGAAAAAAUAUCUCGAUACCAACAGUAUAUCACCCAUGGGCGAUCAUUGCCAAUACGGUAUGGCACCAGAGUGGUCAGAAGGAGACCUCCAGCGUCCCACCACUGCGAGCAGUACCACGCUGAACGACCUGGACUCUACGUUUUCUUCGAAUUCCUCAACCCAAGGCGAGAGCUUCGGCAUGGAAUUGGCCAGGCUGGAGGAGCCCGUGGUCACGGGUACGACCGGGUAUGAGAUCGACUCUGGGAUACGAUGGAGCCGGGUUCUCCCGGCGUUGAACCUGCUUCGCAAUGCAGUGUAUGAGGCUCAACAGCCUCAUGCGGACGGCCAGCUCGUGCGGUCUCUAUACACUGGUGCCAUUGGGUACCUGCUUGAUGCUCUUCCGACAGAUUUGAACCAGGACGAAGCUUCGCGGAUUCAACAAAACAUUCCUGGUCAUCUGGGCGCUUGCUCCCAGGCACGAUUGGAUGGAAACGGUCGUUCAGGUGGAAUUCCCGCAGCUGGGGACCGGCCGCGACGGUCUUAUAUUCAUAGAACGGUGGCGUCUAUCAUUAUCUACAUUUUUCUCGCCUUAAAGCUCAUCGCGCCUCUUAUCAAGUCCAUGGCUUACAGUCUGUACCAGUACGAACGGUCCCAUCGGGUCACCGAGCGUGUUGCAGGCGUGGCCAUGGGUGCUGCCCAAACCUGUGCCCGAUACGGCGUGAAUAUGGGAUCAGCUAUUCUACGUAAGGAUGGGACCCCCACGGGGGGCAUGACGGGUUUGCUCAUCUGGUGGACGGAGAACGUCGCUGGAGGCAUUUACGAGGGAGUUGGACAAGGACUAUCGAUUACAGGCAUGGACCAGCCUUCUUUUUGGACUGAUAUGGCGUCUCGGUUAGCGUCAUGA
Molecule: messenger RNA, 1062 nt
Organism: Aspergillus terreus NIH2624
Lineage: Eukaryota; Fungi; Ascomycota; Eurotiomycetes; Eurotiales; Aspergillaceae
Exons: 2
Coding region: 1-1062 (353 amino acids)
Source: RefSeq, a predicted model, not a curated record